Neltuma alba is the source of this 2932-nucleotide messenger RNA. RefSeq names its product seed linoleate 9S-lipoxygenase-3-like. The coding region runs from base 75 to 2696 and encodes 873 amino acids. Gene Ontology annotation, molecular function: protein binding; oxidoreductase activity, acting on single donors with incorporation of molecular oxygen, incorporation of two atoms of oxygen; metal ion binding. The transcript has 9 exons. Gene Ontology annotation, biological process: lipid oxidation. Lineage: Eukaryota; Viridiplantae; Streptophyta; Magnoliopsida; Fabales; Fabaceae. The record is from RefSeq and is a predicted model, not a curated record.
AAGCUUAAUCAAUAUUAAGUGUCUGGUUUACUAGUGAGAGAGAGAGAGAGAGAGAGAGAGAUAAGAGCAUCAAGAUGUUUAACGCGGGGCUGAACUUGGUGCCGGAUAUUCUGGGCGGCAACAAGCAUGGCAAGAUCAAAGGCACGGUGGUGCUCAUGAGCAAGAAGGUUCUUGACUUCAACAAUCUCAAUCUCAACGCCGGCAUCAACAUCGGUCUCGGGGUGGCCGGCUCCGUCUUGGACGGCCUCCGCCAGUUCUUGGGCGGCGCCGUUUCCUUUCAGCUCAUCAGUGCCAAUAAGGCCGAUCCCGGAAAUGGGUUGGGAAAACUUGGAAAGCCUGCGUCACUGGAAGGGUUUGUUACCACAUUGCCAACGCUGUUGGAAGGACAGAAUGCCUUCAGUGUCCACUUUGAUUACAAUGAAGACUUCGGUGUUCCUGGAGCCUUCGUGAUCAGGAACAAUCUUGUUACCGAAUUCUAUCUCGUCAGCGUCACGCUUGACGAUAUCCCAAAUCAUGGAACCCUCCACUUUGUUUGCAAUUCCUGGAUCUACCCUGCCUGCUAUUACAAGAGCGACCGCAUCUUCUUCGCCAAUAAGGCAUAUGUUCCUAAUAAAACACCACAAGCUUUGGUCAAAUACAGACAACAAGAGCUCAUUACUUUAAGAGGAGAUGGAUUCUCACAGCUCCAGGAACACGAUAGAGUCUAUGAUUAUGCUACCUACAAUGACUUGGGCUGGCCAGAUCUCAACCAGAGCUUUGCCCGUCCUACUCUUGGAGGCUCUUCCGAAUAUCCUUACCCUCGUAGAGGAAGAACUAGCAGGCCACCGUCUAACUCAGAUCCUAACACUGAGAGUAGACUUCUUCCUGGAGUUCAGAACUUCGAUAUCUAUGUUCCAAGGGAUGAACGAUUUGGUCACGUUAAAUUGUCGGACUUUCUGACCUAUUUGCUGAAAUCUAUUUCUCAAGAUUUACUGCCAUUGUUGGAGUCGGCAUUCAAGUUCAUGUCCAAUGAGUUCGAGAGCUUUGAUGAGGUCCGCGAACUCUAUGAAGGUGGAUUUCAACUGCCUCAGGAUGUACUCAAGAAUAUCAGCGAAAAAAUGCCUCUACCUAUGCUCAAGGAAAUCUUCCGUACUGAUGGUGAACAAUUUCUCAAAUAUCCUGCCCCUAAAGUUAUUAAAGAAAACAAGUCUGGAUGGAUGACUGAUGAAGAGUUUGCAAGAGAAAUGUUGGCUGGUGUGAAUCCAGGUGUAAUUCAGGCUCUCCAAGAGUUUCCCCCAAAAAGCACUCUGGAUGUUAGGGUCUAUGGUGAUCAAACGAGCAAAAUAACCAAAGAGCAACUGGAGCAAAAUAUGGGUGGGGUGACAGUGGAUGAGGCACUCCAAUGCAAGAGAUUGUUCAUCUUAGACCACCACGACGCAUUCAUGCCAUAUCUGAGGAAGAUAAAUGAAACUUCAAAAAAGGCUUAUGCCACUAGGACGAUUCUUUUCUUGAAGGACGAUGGGACUUUGAAGCCAUUGGCUAUUGAGCUAGGUUUACCCCAUCCCGAUGGAGAUCAACACGGCUUUAUAAGUAGGGUCGUCUUGCCUGCAGAUCAAGGGGUUGAAGGUACCAUCUGGCUGUUGGCUAAAGCUUAUGUGACUGUAAACGACUCUGGCUAUCAUCAACUUGUUAGCCACUGGCUAAAAACUCAUGCAGUCAUUGAGCCAUUUGUCAUAGCAACUAACAGGCAACUCAGUGCUCUUCAUCCUAUUUAUAAACUUCUCUUUCCUCAUUAUCGUGACACGAUGAAUAUAAAUGCUCUUGCUCGACAAUCCUUGAUCAACGCAAAUGGAAUUAUAGAGUUGUCAUUCUUGCCUGGACAAUACUCGAUAGAGAUGUCUUCCAAGGUUUACAAGAACUGGGUUUUCCCUGAUCAAGCCCUACCAGCCGAUCUUAUCAAAAGAGGCAUGGCUGUUAAAGAUCCAGAAUGUCCUCAUGGGCUUCGCCUGGUGGUAGAGGACUACCCUUUUGCUGUGGAUGGACUUGAGAUAUGGGCUGCUAUUAAGACAUGGGUUCAUGACUAUGUUUGCUGCUACUAUGAGAACAAUGAAGAUGUUAAGCAAGACCCUGAACUACAAGCUUGGUGGAAAGAACUUGUAGAAGUUGGUCACGGAGAUUUGAAAGAUCAGCCUUGGUGGCCAAAAAUGCACACUCGUGAAGAGCUUAUUGAAACCUGCACCAUUGUCAUCUGGACUUCUUCAGCCCUCCAUGCAGCUGUCAAUUUUGGACAAUAUCCUUAUGGAGGUUAUAUCGUAAAUCGUCCAACUCUCAGCAGGAGAUUGCUUCCCGAAGAAGGAACCGCAGAUUAUGAAGAGUUGAAGAAAAACCCAGAGAAAGCUUUCUUGAAAACAAUAACACCAAAGUUGCAAACCCUUGUUGACCUUUCGGUUAUAGAAAUAUUAUCAAGGCAUGCCUCUGAUGAGGUCUAUCUUGGGACAAGGGACAAUCCUAACUGGACUUCUGAUGCGAAGCCAUUGGAAGCCUUCAAGAAGUUCGGAAAGAAGCUGGAAGAGAUUGAGAAAAAACUGAUAGAAAGGAACAACACAGAGACACUAAGAAACAGGGUCGGGCCAGUCAACAUGCAUUACACCCUUCUGUACCCUACAAGUGAGGAAGGACUCACCUGCAGGGGAAUUCCAAACAGUAUCUCUAUCUGAAGAAACUGUGGGCGGCUCCUCUACCAAGUGUGAAAGUUAAUAAUCCUUUGUUUUGUUGUCCUCUGUGUUUCAACUACUGUUGUGUGUUGUCCAUCAUGAGAGCAGCUGGGAAUGUGUUAGAGUCUUUUUAAUGUUUAAUAAAAUGAAGAAGAGCAGUUCCGCUUUUCUUUAUUUGAGGCAAACGACAUAUCAUGAAACUUCUAAUAUUAGUUGCUUUAGCCUAUGCUUGGAUCACA